Echinops telfairi (small Madagascar hedgehog) is the source of this 1254-nucleotide messenger RNA. It is a transcript of the gene NPC2, whose product is annotated as NPC intracellular cholesterol transporter 2. NCBI's taxonomy places the organism in Eukaryota, Metazoa, Chordata, Mammalia, Afrosoricida, Tenrecidae. Gene Ontology annotation, molecular function: cholesterol binding. Gene Ontology annotation, biological process: cholesterol efflux; intracellular cholesterol transport. The record is from RefSeq and is a predicted model, not a curated record. The coding region runs from base 125 to 574 and encodes 149 amino acids. The transcript has 4 exons.
CAGGCUAGGUGGCCGUUGCACGGUUGGGCGACUGGGCUCCUCCCCGGGCCCGCCCUGGUAGGCUCGUCUUGUGACUCUGGCGGCCACUUUUCCUCUCUCGCCGCCUGGACCUUCGUAGGCCGCGAUGCGUGCCCUCGCCACCGCGAUCCUGCUGCUGGCGCUCAACGCCGCGUCGAUAGCCGAGCCGGUGGGGUUCCGGGACUGUGGGUCUGUGGUGGGAACUGUACAGGAGGUGGAUGUAAGCCCAUGCCCCAACCAGCCAUGCCAGCUGAUCAAAGGACAGUCUUACAGUGUGAAUGUCACCUUCACCAGCAAGACCAGCUCCAAUAACAGCACAGCCGUGGUGCAUGGCAUUGUGCUGGGCGUCCCCCUGCCCUUUGCCAUCCCUGUGUCCGACGGCUGCAAGAGCGGCAUCAGCUGCCCCAUCCAAAAAGGAAAGUGCUACAACUACCUGAAUAAACUCCCGGUGAAGAGUGAAUACCCCUCCAUAAAGCUGGUGGUGAAGUGGGAGCUUGUGGAUGACAAGAAGCAGUCUAUCUUCUGCUGGGAAAUCCCACUGGAGAUCACGUCCUAGAGACCCGGGUGCCAACUGUCUGUCUGGGCCUGCGAGGGCACCGAUGGGAGAGGAGGAGGGGAGUGCAAGUGAAGUCGAAUUUAACACGAAAUUGGUGCCAGAAGAUGAAAGAGAGUUCCAGACUGCUAUUUUACGCCUCUCAGCCUCCCACACCAUCUAAGAGCUCAGAAUGAUUGCCCUUUUGUGAAACUGUUUGGAGGAAAGACAAGAGAUGAGACUGUCGGACCAAGGGAUUGGUUAGUUGUCUCCACUGCGUUUUGCAGGGAGGGUGCAACCAGGUCAAACCUGAGGAGAUUGCUUGGGCCUCUCGGAUAACUUGCUCUCAGGCUGGUGACUCUGACUUGUAGGACAGCUCCCAAACCACAUCUGUCCAGCUGAGAUAGCGCUUCUGCACAUUCUCCAAGUGCCUCCAUCAGUUCUUUGCAUCUGGCCAAAUCAGCAGUCGAGCUCCAUCGUUUGCCCAGGUGUGACCUGCCCUCGCUUUCCCUGCAGGGCGCUUUACCACGGGAAGUCAGUGCUGGCUGGCCGAUGCUUGGUGGUGAGCUCCUGUCUCCUUCUCUGGCUUAGAUGACUUUUUGAAAAAUUGAUUAUUUGAUUUUUAUUUUUUUAACAGCAUUAACUUGUGUCUCUUUACACAUCUAGAAAUGUACCUUUGAAUAAAACCUACUUGUCAGUCCUGU